AUGCGAUCUCUACUCGCUCUUCCACCAGAGACAAUCGAUCAAAUAUGCGACUGCCUUGCGUCUGAUGACUUGCCCAGUGUCUACAACUUUGCACUAACGGAUAAGCAAUGCUUAGCUAUUGCCAACAGGCAUCGUUUUGCACAGAUUCAUUUUACUCUUGUGGGCCGUGACAGACUAGAAAGAGAUAUCCAGCGAUGGAACGAGAUACUUGAAAAUUCGUCUGCUUUUUUAUCUGUGCGGUCAGUGACAGUUCGAGGGGCUUUACUUCCCAUCGAUGAGCAGAUGAAUCAUGUACCGGGAUCUUUGACCAUCAACCAAGAGGAAAAUGAGGGUGAUUUGAGUUGUCUGGGUAGCUACUACCGUCGCGACAUUGACGAGUUCUUUACCUCUUUUCCCAACCCUCAGUAUGAUAUGUGGAGCUCCCUUCAAUCCCUUGUGUGUCGGUUGUCGUGUCUCCGGGAUAUGACCUGGAGCUGUGUCGCGUUAUUUCCACCCUGUCUGCUUGAGACCUUGCAGCAGUCCAUACCACAUUGCAGACUCCAUGUCAUGGCAUUCAAAUUACUCAGUUUGUGCUACAAUAACAAUAGGCCUAUUGACAUUGAUCAGUACGAAUAUCAAUUGGCUACGUCGCCUUCUCUCUCUAGCAUUCUGGUGCCGGUCUCACAGAUCGAUUACGUUACGAAUUUCAAUGCCAAAGCAGCGAUAGAGCUAGCAAAAGGAUUAGCUCCAAACCUGUCCCGGGUGCAUAUUGUGAAAGAAUCAACCGGAAUUAGAUCCAAUCCAGCAGAAGCAGGAGACUUAGAAUGGCGAGGUUUCUUUCAGAAUGGCAAGGUCGAGAACAGACUGCAUCGGGGAAACCUUCAGAGCCUCAGUCUAAGCUCAGUCAGCAUUGACUAUUUCACAGCCUGGCAAGAACAGAAUGCGUUCUCUACUCUGCGGGUUCUGCAGCUUUGGGAUGUCUCUGAGAAUGUUCUGACUGCGGCAGCGAGCUGCCAUAUGCCGUUGUUGAAGUCAUUAACGCUAAGCUUCCCGGGCUGGAAAGCUUACGAUGAAGCAGCGAGCGUUCUUGUUUCAUCCCUUCGUCCAUUGGAAGCAAUCCGACUGUCCAGCGGCCGAAAAGAACGUACAUUUCAAGCCGCCAUUAGGCAUCACGGAAAAUCUCUCACUAUGCUUUCACUCCUCCCUCGGGAGUCUGAUCUUUACGAGGUGAUCCCUUCCUUCACCAGUUGGAUUACAGAAAUUCGAUUGAACUGCACAAAUAUCCGAAGUUUGCAACUCUCUGUGCACCGAAGGACACUCAAGCAAGAAGGCUCUCUUUUCAGAGCCAUUGGGAGUAUUUCCCACCUCACGAAUCUAUCAUUGCGAUUAAUUUGCGACAAUGAUGUGGAAGAGCAAGAGUCCCUUUUAAACGCAUUGGACUAUCCAAACUCAGAACCUGAGCUUUCACGGGUAGCGCUUCAGAAUAGCGCGCUUCAUUCCAGUCUCCUAGCACAGGCAAUAUUCUUCACUGUCGCUCAGGAAUCCUCCUUACAACGGCUCACCCUUGCCAUCCGGUGCACACUGUAUCCCAAACGUGUGGCAGGGUUCCUGAAUUGGUCCUGCUGUAGGUGGAGGUGUUUGCGUGCGAGUGAAAAUAGAAUCAUUGUGCGUGAACUUGAAAAAGACGAGAAUUGCAGUGGUUGA
Penicillium coprophilum is the source of this 1683-nucleotide messenger RNA. RefSeq lists its product as uncharacterized. The coding region runs from base 1 to 1683 and encodes 560 amino acids. The transcript has a single exon. The record is from RefSeq and is a predicted model, not a curated record. NCBI's taxonomy places the organism in Eukaryota, Fungi, Ascomycota, Eurotiomycetes, Eurotiales, Aspergillaceae.